This is a messenger RNA of Aureobasidium vineae, 1605 nucleotides long. NCBI's taxonomy places the organism in Eukaryota, Fungi, Ascomycota, Dothideomycetes, Dothideales, Saccotheciaceae. The record is from the annotation of a GenBank genome assembly.
AUGACUUUGGGACUGAGAAGAAACACUGCAGGCAACCGAUCGUCUGUCGAGGGCGACCGUCCAGACACAACCGCCGACGAUGAGACGGUCGUUGACCAGGACCAGGGCAAUGUCCUGUCGCACAUCAUCAGCCAGCUGCGACCAGGCGCCGACUUGAGCAGAGUGACGCUGCCUACCUUCAUCCUCGAGCCGCGAUCUAUGCUCGAGAGAAUCACAAACUUCAUGGCACACCCCGAGAUUCUCCUUACGCUGCCUGGCAUCGACGACCCUGUCGAGCGCUUUGUCGCCGUCACCAAGUUCUACCUCACGNGCGUCAAGAAGCCCCUCAACCCCAUCCUCGGCGAGACCUUUACCGGAUACUGGGACUACCCCGACAACACGCGUGGAUACUACAUCUCGGAGCAGACUUCUCACCACCCUCCCAAGUCGAGCUACUUCUUCAUGGCCCCCGAGCACCACAUCCGUGUCGACGGCACCCUCAAACCACGCAGCAGAUUCCUGGGCAACUCGGUCGGCAGUUUCAUGGAGGGCAUUGCAGUCAUGCGUCUCUUGAACCGCAACGAGCGAUACUUUAUCACACAGCCCAACAUGUAUGCCAGAGGUAUCCUGUUCGGCAAGAUGAAGUACGAGCUUGGUGACCACGCCUACGUCCGCUGUCCCGAGCUGGGUCUGGAAGCUGAAAUUGACUUCAAGGUCAAGGGCUGGAUGACUGGAUCAUAUAACGCUAUUGGCGGCCAUAUCAAGGAAACCAAGAGCGGAAAGAACCUGUUCGAGUUCAGUGGUUACUGGGACAAGGAGAUGUACAUCAAGAAUCUGACAACCGGUAAGAAGGAGCUCAUUUUCGAUGCCACCCACGCAAGACCUUCGUACCCCAAGGCCCGUCCUCUCGAGGAGCAAUCAGAUCGCGAGUCGCAAAGACUAUGGGACAAGGUCACCAAAGCCAUCAAGGUGGCCGACCAAAGGGUUGCCACCGACGAAAAGUCCUUCAUCGAAGACCGCCAGCGUGCAGAGGCCGCAGAACGUGGAGAGCACGGAGAGUGGCACCCCAAGCUCUUCCGUGCGACAAGAGCUGGUGCAAGCCAGAGUCCAGGCGAUAUGGACGGCGAGGAGAACCUCGACUGGGUCAUCGAUGCCACCAUUGACGGCAAGAGCCCCGAUGAGAUUGUGAAGCAGGUCCUCGCCAUCGCACCCAUUCUACCAGGUCAANAAGCCCAAGCCCAAGCCCAGGCACAACCUCAGGCUCAGACCCAGCCUCAAGCUCAGGCACAACCCCAAAUACAGGCACAAUCCCAGGCACAGCCUAGACAAGAGACCGCUCAAGCAGCUCCUGCAUCUGCCGCCAUACCCCAGCCACAAUCUUUCCAACAGCUUCAGAUGCCCCAACCAACUCAGCAGUCGCAACAGUCUCAACCCGCCCUAUCAUCGGGACCAAGUAACCUUGUCGACUUUGGCCAUGCAGGUGGUGUCGCACCCAGCCAACCAGCUCAACAAUACACCUCGCCUCUGAACACCAUGGGCGACCUCAAGGAGCCAUUGCAACCCGUCAUCCACCGUCAAGAUAGCGUCGAAGGUAUUGACGAGACUUUCCACGAUGCCGACUCAUAG